AUGGAGAGGCCUGAAGCUGUCGAAGCUGAAAAGGAUAGGAAGGGAAAAGCUCCAAUGAAUUACCAUCUAGAAAUCCGUUCUGAGAGGAAGAGCCAUGUAUCUGAAAAUUACAUGGGUAAGAAUCCCAUGAGUCGAACCCAAUGGAGGCGUUUCCAGAGGAGAAAACAUGCUGAGAGGCAAGCUGUUGUUGCUGCCAGACAGGCCGCAAAUGACCAAAUCUACAAGAAGAAGCGCUAUGAAGUAAAGGUCGAUUCAGCAGUUAAGCAACAAAUCAAAGAGUUUGUUGGUAAGCCUGACUUCAACGUCUCGAUUAAAGUCGAAGAUGUCGACGAAACUACUGCUGCAGAGAUGGCCUUACACAGGCCAACAUGUUAUUUCGUGAUGAACAAUGGUUCCAUAGAGAACCAAGAUGUGUUCUUUGAACGUUCAGAUAUGGCAAUGAGAGGCCAUUUGGAGCCUUUACUAAUAAGGGCUAAAGUCGAAGACGUGGCUAUUAAUAGAUGCUUCAAAUGUGGUGGUGAAGGUCAUCGUGCUGUUGAUUGUGGUAAGGAUUCUGUGACAUGCUUCAAGUGUGGCAAGAUUGGUCACAAGGCAAACAAGUGUGGAGUUGGUUCGAGUGUGACUUGUUACAAUUGUGGUGAACAAGGUCACAUUAGCACCAAAUGUGAUAAGCCAAAGAAGGAACAAGCGAAAGGGAAAGUGUUUGCAUUGUCUGGAGCGGAGGCUUCUACCGAUGAUAGGCUAAUCCAAGGUACGUGCUUCAUUAAUGGUACACCUUUGAUUGCUAUUAUUGAUACCGGUGCGACACAUUCUUUCAUUUCUUUGGAUUGUGCUAAGAGAUUGAAUCUUGUGUUAUCUGAUAUGCGUAGAAGUAUGGUUAUUGAUACACCUGCUAUGGGUUCUGUUUCUACCUCUUUUGUGUGUUUGAAUUGUCCUUUGAGUAUUUUUGGUAGAGAUUUUGGGAUUGAUUUGGUCUGUCUUCCGUUAGAGCAACUUGAUGUGAUUUUGGGUAUGAACUGGUUGGAAUUUAAUCGUGUGUAUAUCAACUGUUUUGACAAGACGGUUAUCUUUCGUGAGAUUAGUGUUAAGGAAGAUUUGUUUUUGUCUGCGAAGCAAGUUGGUGAAUCUGUUCAAGAUGGGGCUGAGUUGUUUAUGUUGUUGGCAACCUUAGAUGUGCAUGAGAGAAGGACCAUUGAGGAAUUGCCAAUAGUUUGUGAUUUUGCGGAGGUAUUUCCUGAAGAUGUAAGUGAUUUACCGCCGGAACGUGAAGUUGAGUUUUCGAUUGAUUUAGUUCCUGGAACUAGUCCUGUAUCGAUGGCUCCUUAUAGGAUGUCUGCUUUUGAGUUGAAAGAGUUGAAGAGUCAACUUGAGGAUUUGUUAGAGAAGAAGUUUAUUCGUCCUAGUGUAUCGCCG
Molecule: messenger RNA, 1413 nt
Organism: Vicia villosa (hairy vetch)
Lineage: Eukaryota; Viridiplantae; Streptophyta; Magnoliopsida; Fabales; Fabaceae
Exons: 3
Biological process (GO): proteolysis
Molecular function (GO): zinc ion binding; nucleic acid binding; aspartic-type endopeptidase activity
Source: RefSeq, a predicted model, not a curated record